Molecule: messenger RNA, 1474 nt
Organism: Nelumbo nucifera (sacred lotus)
Lineage: Eukaryota; Viridiplantae; Streptophyta; Magnoliopsida; Proteales; Nelumbonaceae
Product: AAA-ATPase At2g18193-like
Source: RefSeq, a predicted model, not a curated record
AGCCUAUUUCUUGUUGAAUUUGAGCUCAAAGGGAGACCCACUUUUUAGAAGAAGUAGGACCGUAACUUAAAGCAGACGUGUCUCAUCUUCGUAAGCCAACCAAAAAGGUCCAAAACAAGAGGCCAAGACCGAGAGACAGAUUUAUAUACAAUACAAUUCAACCGAUCAAUUAAUCCAUGGAAGCCAUAGCAACUCUCUUCAUCCAUCUCCCAAGGAAAAGCAGCACUAAGCUAAACAUGUACUUACUUUCAGACAUGCCUUCAGUGUCAACGAUGCUAUCAGCCUACGCCUCCUUGGCCGCUUCCACCAUGCUCAUUCGGUCGGUGGCCAACAAGUUCAUACCCCAUCAGCUCCAAGACUACAUUUUCUCAGGCCUCCGCUACCUCUUCUCCCCUCGGCCUUCUCAGCCCACGCUCAUCUUCGAAGAAUUCAGUGGGAUCACCCGCAAUCAAGUCUAUGAGGCAGCCGAGUUGUACCACCAAGAUCACCCCCUCGAUCGAACGUCUAAAGGUGUGCAGGCCCCCAGAGAAAAGAACCUCGCCAUCACAAUAGAGAAAGGCGAAGAGGUCGUGGAUGCCUUCAAAGGAGUCGAGCUCAAAUGGAGUUUCGUUUGCUCUGAUAACGAGAGGACUGGCAGCACGGAGCGAUACUUUGAGCUCAGAUUCAACAAGAAAUAUAGAGAAAAGGUGCUGGAUUUUUACUUGCCAUUUGUGUUAAACAAAUCGAAGGCACUCAAGAAGGUGUAUGGGGAUCAAUCAAUCUCGACCCACUCCCCUGUUUGAACAAAACAGGGGAGUGGGUUUGAGCUCUGUUACUGGUGAAAAUCGGCUGAAAGAGUGAAACGUACCUCCGGUAAAUGAAUAUUCCGUAAUGGUCGUCGGUAUCAAGCCGUCAACCGGUGGAACUCGAAGCCCACUCCGGCGGGUUUCAGAUCUCAGAAUGUUAGAAGAUGAAUGAGAAAAAACAACAAAAAAAAAAGAUAGGAAAUGAGAAAAACUUACGGAAUACGUACUUCCUGCCGGUAUGGUCGUCAGCAUCGACCGGCGGAACUCGAAAAGUUCAUCUCCGGUGGUGGGCUAUGAAAGGGGUGCAAAGGUUUUAGUUUGGCAGUAGAAUGGGAGAAGAAUACCAAGGAACCUUUUUGGGCGAGAUGGAAUUAACGGAGUAUUUGCAAACGAACGUCAAAUGGAGGCCGCACGAGCCAUUUUAGUGUGCGUGCCUGAGGACACGCGGCAGGCAUAGAAUGUGUGGGACGUUUUUGGGGGGCAACUAUGUGGGGGGCAGAUGCGAACCCCUAUUUGAAAGGUAAAAGUGCCUUUUUAUUUGAAUCUGUAGAAUAUCGUAACAGGCUGGAAGGUAUUUUAAGUCCAUUUCUAAGCUUUAGGGUAUGUUUAAGUCUUAUCCUCUUUUUGUUUGUUAAGGUCGUUUAUGCUUAUGUCUCAUUUUGGUGAAAGUAACGAAUGUUCUUUUUUUU